Messenger RNA from Syngnathus acus (greater pipefish), 1849 nucleotides. RefSeq names its product pyrroline-5-carboxylate reductase 1b (gene pycr1b). The transcript has 9 exons. The record is from RefSeq and is a predicted model, not a curated record. NCBI's taxonomy places the organism in Eukaryota, Metazoa, Chordata, Actinopteri, Syngnathiformes, Syngnathidae. The coding region runs from base 184 to 1161 and encodes 325 amino acids. Gene Ontology annotation, molecular function: pyrroline-5-carboxylate reductase activity. Gene Ontology annotation, biological process: L-proline biosynthetic process.
UUGUCUGAGUAACGAUUGCGGGCCACUGGGCUAGUGCGAGCGCCAAGCCACGUUGACACCAAAAGUUCAUUUCUUUUCUUUUCCUCCGGCCCCGUAAGGUACGUGUCACUUAGGCAGCUGUCAGUGACGUGUCGACAGUUAUUUAUCCAACCAAAGAGCACAGAAGCCCCUUCAUCUGAUAAAAUGAGUGUUGGAUUUAUAGGAGCAGGCCAGCUGGCUCAUGCACUGGUCAAAGGUUUCACAGCUGCAGGUGUGAUCGCUACACAUAGGAUCACAGCCAGCUCCCCAGACACUGACCUGCCCACCGUGACUGGCCUCAGGAAAAUGGGAGUGAGCCUGACAACGAGUAAUAAAGAGACGGUCAGCAAGAGCGAUGUGCUCUUUUUGGCUGUCAAGCCACAUAUUAUCCCAUUUGUUUUGGAUGAAAUUGGGCCAGACAUCGAAGACCGUCAUCUGAUUGUCUCUUGUGCCGCAGGUGUCACCAUCAACUCCAUUGAAAAGAAACUGCUUCAGUACCGCGCAGCCCCUAAAGUCAUGAGGUGUAUGACCAACACUCCAGUGGUAGUGCGAGAAGGAGCUACAGUAUAUGCGACUGGCACUCAUGCAGAGUUGGAGGAUGGGAAGUUGCUGGAGCAGCUGAUGGCCAGUGUAGGCUUCUGUACUGAAGUGGAGGAGGACCUCAUUGACGCUGUCACCGGCUUAAGCGGAAGUGGACCUGCCUAUGCAUUCACAGCGCUGGAUGCACUAGCAGAUGGAGGAGUGAAGAUGGGUCUACCCAGGAGACUUGCUGUCAGACUAGGAGCUCAGGCUCUAUUGGGAGCAGCUAAGAUGCUGCUGGACUCUGAGCAGCACCCAGGCCAACUAAAGGACAAUGUGUGCUCACCAGGUGGCGCCACCAUUCAUGCCCUCCACGUCAUGGAGAGUGGGGGCUUCCGCAGUCUUCUGAUCAAUGCGGUGGAGGCCUCUUGUAUUCGGACAAGAGAAUUACAGUUUCUGGCGGAUCAAGAGCGCAUCUCUCCAGCAGCCAUUAAGAAGACCACGCUGGACAAAGUGCUUCAGCAGCCCGGAGUCGCAGGCAGUGGAGUGGGCAAUGGAAACGGAAGAUCAGGGCUCAACCUGUUCAACAAUAAUCGCAGCUCUGGAGUCAAGAAAAAGAACUGAUAGUAAAGAAACAAAAAGACAAACAAACGCAUUUUACAUUACCAAUCUACAGAUGGCCAUGCCUCUUGUAUACCUUCUCAGCCAUGCACCAUGCUCGGCUGACUCAGGUGUCUGGAAUGCCCACACCAAUGAUCAAUAUUUCUGUUACCAAAUUAUUUAUUUCAUUCUACUAUUUUCUACUUAGUGUCUCUCAUAAAGACACGCAUGCAUCUAUGUUGUGCUGCACUUGUAUUGUCUCGUGCACAUCCACAUAGAUGAGUGAGGUCAAAGUAUAUUUUGUCCGUUCAUAGGCACCAUAUCUUUUGUCUGUGCAGUAAUCAGUCAAUAGCAUUUGGGAAUGGGUUGUUAAUUAUGGUUUGGAAAUUGAUUUAUGGAGGAUUUUUACCUGCUUAGGGUCUGAACAGCCUUUAUUAUUAGUAGUAGUAGUAGUAGUAAUAUUAUAUAUCACAUCUUUGUGGACAUUGAAGACGGAUUAUUCUACAACUAUUAAGGCAUUGGUAACCUUUUUUCUCACAAGUGUCCGUCGUAUCACAUGGUCCUGUUCGUUUUGUUAGUAUAAUACAUCCCUGUUGUGAUUGUGCAUUUCCAAAUGUCCCAAUUGUUUUAAAUUAAACCAAAUUUUCUAAUGGCAACCACUUCUGGUUUGGUGUUCCCAUUUCAUGCAACAUUAAACAAAUUGAAGCAAAAA